CACAAAAAAAUUACAUAACAUCCAAUGACCCACCCACCAUCUUUUUCUCCUCUCUCCUCCUUCCUCCUUGUCUUCUUCUCUCUUUCUAGUGGUAGACCAGUGAUUUUCUAGGGAUAUUUUGGAACUCGAAAGUGGUCUAGUCUACCGACCAAUAGGAUUUCAACAAUCUUGUUUGCGCGAGCUUUGUGAGGGCCUUGAUGUACUCUUUGUGAUUAUAGGAGAUUUUAAUGCUACCCUUUGCGAUAGUGAAAAAGAUGGAGGGAAUCCUUGGAAUGCUGCUCAAUCUUUGGAUCUCCGGAAUCUUAUUCAAAUGUUAGGUAUGCAUGAUCCGGGUUUUUAGGGGGACCCUUUCACCUGGACUAAUAGACGUAUGGGUUUGGCCUGUAUUCGUGCAAGGCUUGACAGGGCUCUCUGUUCUCAGAGUUGGAUAGACCGAUAUCCGGAAACUCUAGUUAAGCACUUCACGGAUCAGGGAUAUGAUCAUAGAGCUCUGCUUCUCUCGGACAAGCCCUAUACGCGGAGUUGUCGCCCUCUCUUUCGGUUCGAUGCUCGCUGGGCAGAUAAUCCCGAAGUCAAGGCUAUGGUGGCUUACGUUUGGCAAGAAAACAUCUCUGGUACCCCAAUGUUCCAGUUAUGGGAAAAGCUGAAAAAACUCCGCCAUUUGCUGUAUGAUUGGAGCAGAGCUAGUACCACAAAUUCUCUGCGGAAUAUUCAUACCUUGCAAGGCGAAAUUGAUCGGCUAAAAGCCAUUCACCCUAUUGAAUGGGAAGAGGUGACCCGGUUAUAAACUGAAUUGAGUGGGCAAUGGGAGGCCGAGGAAGUUUACUGGCAACAAAAAUCUCGCGCUAAUUGGCUUAAGAAGGGGGAUAAGAACUCGGCCUAUUUCCAUACGGUCACAAGGGCUCGUCGGAAGAGAAAUUUUGUUGUUGGUCUUUAUAAUGAGGAUGGGGAAUGGACCACGGAGGAGCGCGGAAAGGCAGAUAUUGCCACCAAUUUUUAUCGGACUCUAUUCACAUCAGAAAACCAGAUUGUUAAUAUGCACGAAAGAGUGAAUGCUCUCCCCAUUGACCCCUGUGUUACCCCGGAAAUGAUUGUGAAUCUGACUGCUGAAGUCCUCCCUAAUGAAAUACGAGAAACUGUUUUCUCUAUGGGGUCCAAGCAGGCGCCAGGAUCGGAUGGGUUUACUGGGAAGUUCUUCAAAGCUUUUUGGGGUAUAGUUGGGGAAUCGAUAAUUCAAGCGGUGAGCUCGUUUUUUGAAACUAGUAGGAUGCUUCGAAGCUUUAACUAUACUUAGUUGACUUUGAUUCCAAAGGUGGAUCAAGUUGAAUCAAUUCGUCAACUGCGUCCUAUUAGUCUCUGCCAAUUUUUGUAUAAGGUAAUUACUAAAAUCAUGGCAGGGAGACUCGCUUGUAUAUUGCCCCAAAUUAUUUCCGAUGGCCAGAAUGCUUUUAUUCGGGAGAGGCAGAUAGUGGAGAAUAUCCUUUUAGGGCAUGAGCUAAUGCACUACCUGAAAAUCAAAACCCGUUGGAAGAAGGGAUAUAUGGCUCUGAAGGUUGAUAUGGAAAAGGCCUAUGGUAGAGUCGAAUGACCCUUUCUCUUAGGGGUUCUGGAAAAAAUGGGGUUUAACUCGGUCUAGCGAGGAUGGAUUCAGGAAUGCCUCCAGUCUACGUCUUUUUCAGUCCUUAUGAAUGGUACCCCAGCUGGUUUUUUUCCCCUUCUCGAGGGCUCAGACAAGGUGAUCCGUUAUCUCCCCUUCUAUUUGUCAUCUAUACAAGGUGUUAAAGUGGCCCCUCGUGCACCUCGUAUCUCACAUUUGUUCUUCGCCGAUGAUUCUUAUCUUUUUAUUAGAGGUUCCCUCCAAGAAUGUGAGAAUUUGAUCGAGGUUCUAAAUGAAUACGAGGAGCUGAGUGGCCAGAGAGUGAAUCUAGAGAAAUCGGCGGUGUGCUUUAGUAAAAAUAUAGCGGCGGCGGAUCAGGAAUUCUUGCCGGCAAUAUUGGGAGUAGGGGCUGUGGGCGUCCAAGAUAAGUAUUUGGGCCUCCCCUCUCUGAUAGCCCGGUCUAAAAUGGCUACUUUCCGCUACCUGGAGGAGAAGCUUCUGGCUAGAUUUCAGGGGUGGAAGAGGCGAACAUUGUCAUGGGCUGCUAAGGAAACAUUGAUUAAAUAAGUGGCAUUAGCUUUGACUCUACAUGUUAUGUCAUGCUUUAAGCUGCCCCUGGCUCUGUGUCGCCUUCUUGACAAGCAUAUAGCCCGAAUUUGGUGGGGGGUGGAAGAGGGAAAAUCUAAGAUCUUGUGGAUUUCUUGGAGGAGUUUGUGUAAAAGUAAACAUGAAGGGGGCAU
Molecule: messenger RNA, 2337 nt
Organism: Linum trigynum
Lineage: Eukaryota; Viridiplantae; Streptophyta; Magnoliopsida; Malpighiales; Linaceae
Source: the annotation of a GenBank genome assembly